This is a messenger RNA of Botrytis deweyae, 1548 nucleotides long. RefSeq lists its product as uncharacterized. The transcript has a single exon. Lineage: Eukaryota; Fungi; Ascomycota; Leotiomycetes; Helotiales; Sclerotiniaceae. The record is from RefSeq and is a predicted model, not a curated record. Bases 1 to 1548 code for a protein of 515 amino acids.
AUGGCUGGAUUAAAGAAUGAGUUCAUCUCAGGCUUGGAUGUACCGAAUAAUCCUGCAAUAGAGACCGCCAGAGUCAUGAAGAAUCAUGGCCACCCUUCAUCAAGGGACAGUAUCAACGAGUCUGGUAAUUCUAUCAUUACAGUCGCAAACAUGCAAACCACAAACGACUUGCACGAAGAUAUCACUCAUGAGAAGAACGCUACUACCGAAGAAUCAACCGUUAAUUUGGAACUCACUGAAGGACCUCUUGUAUGCCCAUGGGGCAACACUUCACCGGAUUUCUUGUUGAAGAACGACUCUGCAAGCAAUGGAAUGCGGUACAGAAAGCUUUACCUUAGGAAUUUCUUGUGGGGUGAACACUUUUCUACUUGGGUCGAGCUUGAAAGAAGAUCAUCUCAUGAUACAUUUACAUGCUUUCCCAGACUUCCUCAUGAACUACGUAGAAAGAUAUGGCUUCACGCACUUCCAGAGCCUCGCACAAUAAGUCUUCAUUUGGCCACCGACUAUCAUUCAUAUCGUAUCCCAUGGUCCGAUGAUUUAAAGUCCCAUCUAAUUACAGCAACUCUUUGUUUUGACGAUGAUUCAAGUGCGAAUUUAUCAUCAGACUGUCUCUUAUGGAUAUGUCGAGAAUCCUCCGAGAUAUUUUUGGAACAUUAUCGUCGUCCUCGAGGAGUUAGACCUGUAGAUGGCAAAUACCAUUGCCCAGAUGGGAGACAACAAGCCGCCUGUGUACGAGUUCAAAGCAAAGGCUGGAUUGACUUUGAGGUGGAUACUCUAGUUGCCAGGAAUCUCGAACACACUUUUUACGAGCUAGCGCGGCUUCAAAGCCGCCCAGAUCUCUCCGCAAUUACCAAUCUUACCAUCUCUGAAACCCCACUUUACGAAGCUUCCAACGACCCAUGGUGGACGAAUACUGUUCCAUUUCUCAUAGAAGAGCAAUUCCCUAGACUGAAGCACCUGUCUUUGAUUGCUAAUCAUGCCGAGGAGGCUGUCGAAUGGAAAUAUUCAAGGGGUCAUUUCGGUCCUUUGGCAGUUGUAAAAGCAACAGACGUCAACUUCAUGAACGAGCUAAAGCGUGUCCUACAAAUUGACCGACUUAGCAUAUUCGAUAUGGAUAAUGAAGAAUUUACGGAUUCUGGACAGAAGGACGCAGCUCUUGCAAAUCCAAAGGUAUUGGAAAUGCAAUUUCUCCAUGGAGCAAACAUGAGCUACUGGAAGAAUGUCGAGGUUACUCUAGCUUUUCUGGUACAUUGGGAGAAAGACGGAGAGGCGUUACCCUUUGAUGGAUUACAACCAGCAUGCGAAAACCAUCUUCACUUCACCUUUUCUCCGUAUCCUACUGGCAAAAUGCACAUACGUUGGUGGGGACAAGAGUAUGUCAUUCCAACUGAUGAGGACGGAAUAGCUAAUGGUGAAUAUUGGGGUGUCAGAGAGCUCUUUGAUGACCAUGAAACAUCCGACAGACCCAAACCCUCGCAAUGGCCAUGGAAUUAUGGAUAUGAUAUAGUAGUUAGUAGGGGAUCCUGUUGGGUCCAGAAGCAGACAUAG